AUGGGCAAAGAAGGCUGGGAAGUUGGAGAUGGAUAUGGAGGAAGGCAGAGAAGGGAAAUGGAGGCUGAGUGUCAUUGGAAAGAGCUGCUGAUCCUGUAUGGCCAGUCAUACCUCCAUCAUUCCGGGAAUAUUAACCGAGUUUUGGCGGCUCGAAUAAUUCACACGCUUAUGAGGGGAUAUUGCUUCCAAACGGAUGGCUUGAAUUCUGAUGUGUUUGUCUUCUUUUCAAAAGCAAUGCUGUGUGUGAGGCAGGAGGAGAACACGGCAGGCCUGGAUCAUAUUCUUGCAGCAAUUAAUAUUUUCUGCAGUACGUUUGCUGCCAACUGUCGCAUGCGGAUUUGUAAAAUAGGAGAAGAAAUUUUGCCAACAGUGCUUUAUAUUUGGAGUCAGUAUAGACCAAAAGAUUCCCUGAAAGAGUCAAUAAUUGAGUUAUUUCGUCUCCAAGUUCGCAUUCAUCAUCCAAAGGGUGCAAAAUCUCAGGAGAAAGGUGCAUAUGACUCAGCAAAAUGGCAAAGUAUCUUAUAUAAUCUCUAUGAUCUGCUGGUGAAUGAAAUAAAUCUUGUAGGUAGUAGAGGAAGAUAUUCUUCAGGCUCACGUAGCAUUGCUGUAAAGGAAAAUUUGGUUGAGUUAAUGGCUGAUGUUUGCCAUCAGGUUUUUGUUCAUGAUCCUGGAGUUGAGGAAAUUAGCCAGUCCGACACCAUCUCGCCAAGAGAGGGCAGUGAGGGAGCAGUGCCGAGCAAACGCAGGAAGACUGAGCUAGGCUGGGAUGUGAUUCGAGACAACCUGCAAAGAUCCCAGAAGGAUUUUGAUGUCAUACCUUGGUUACAGAUUGCAGCUCGGUUAAUAUCGAAGUAUCCCAUGAGCCUUCCCAAUUGUGAAAUACCUUUGUUACUCAGUGUACUUCACACGUUGCUGCCCCAGCAGCGACGAGGAGAAAGGACCCUGUAUGUACUGAAGUGCCUUAUAGAGGUGGCAUUGUGUCAAAACCAGAAAAAUGAUUUGAAGAACACCCAGAAAUUGGAGCUCCAGAGAACAUGGGCAAAGAUCUGGUCUCUUACCAUCCGCAGCAUAAGUUUUCAGCAAACUGAAAUAGAGAGUUUUGGGCUGCUCGGAGCCAUGAUUCAAGGAAACCUUGUUGUAACAGAUAAAGAACUCUGGAAGAUAUUUACAGGACCUGUAUGCAAGCCUUCAAGUUCUGCCGUGUGCUGUUUAGCAUUAGUGAUGUCUGCCUGUUCAGUGCCUGAAAAUUUAGAUCUAGGAAUGGAACAGAAUAAUAGUGAAAGAAAUCUGGGUUCCAUGUUAAAGGAGGCGAUAAUGAAAUGGGUGCUAUCCUGCUAUUUGGAGGAAGAAAUGGAAGAAUGUGUGGAGUUGCCUCCUGUGCUAUGCAGUGAUUUUCCUCAUCUUUUGCUGCAAAAAAUUCUCGUGAGCCUUACAAUGAAGAACUGUAGAGCCGCGGUUAAUUUUUUCCAGAGUGCUGCUGAAUGUGUGCAACACUUGCAAGUGAAAGAAGAAAUCAGUUUUUCUGAUGUCGAAGAGCUGUAUCUCCAGACAACAUUUGAUGAAAUGGAUAUUUUCAGUAACUUUGCAGUAAACAGUGGAGAUAAAAAUGUGACUGGUUCAAGACUUGCCAUCAACCAAAAUCUUAGGGAAACAUUGGAGCACUGUCUUACAGUGAUGGCAGAAAAGCUUUUAAGUAACUAUGCUCCUAAGGUGAUUGCUGCAGAACACCUCAUCCGAUGUGUUGGCAUUUUGGUGGGUGUUCUUGGUUGCUAUUGCUACACUGGCAUGCUUACUGAGGAGGAGGCCUGUAAAUCAGAGCUGUUCCAGAAAGCUAAGUCUCUCAUUCAUUACGCUGGAGAAAGCAUUGGUUGCUCUAAAAACAAACUAAAUGAGGAUGCCCAAAUCAACUCGCUGAGAAUUUUGAUAUCGCAGUAUACAAAAUGUUUAUGCAACUGUACCAAGAACACUGCUAGUAGGAUGUUCUCUGACUUAUUUCUGCGCUUGCUAACUUCCAAACUUAUGAAUGAUCUUGUAGAUAUUUGCAAACAUCUGAUGACAAUUACUGGGAAGCCAAAUGAAGUGAGAGAAGUGGACCGAGUGAAGAAUGAUCCUGAGGAGAGUAUAAUGGAAGUAGAUAAUCAGACACCUGAUAAUCUAUUUGAUGGUCCUUCUGUGCCUGAUACCAGUGAUACAAAUGAAUCUGGUGAGAUGCAAAACACAACUGGUGCAGUGAGCCCAUUAGCUGAGGAACAGUUGACAAAGCAGGAUUUACUUCUCCUUGAAAUUCUGAGAUUCUUAUGCAUUUGUGCAACUACAGUCCAGGUUCAGAAAGUAAGCUUCCGAGCCUCCGACGUGAGGAGGAAGCUUUUAAUGCUAACUGAUAGAAGCACCUUCAAUAGUGCUAAACCGUUGCAUCUGCAUAUGUACUUGGUCCUUUUGAAGGAGCUCCCCAUUGAAGAAAACCUCUUGCCUGAAGAUGAUGUUCUUAUGCUUCUUAGGCCUCUUUCUGAUGUGUGUUCCAUGUACCGUCAAGAUCAAGAAGUUUGUAAAGUAAUUCUAAAUAACUUGCUUCCUGUAGCAGUAGGAUUGGCCCAAUCCAACACUGAUGCUGAAGAGAUAGGACAUGCUCAAGGACAAUUUUUGACAGUUGUUGGAGCCUUUUGGUAUUUAGCUCAAGAAGGGAAAUGCACAGCACCAGUAAGAUUGGCUCUUUUAAACUGCAUGAAAGCCUUGCUUGAAGCUGAUCCUCAUUCAAAUUGGGCUAUUCUUAAUGUAAUAAAUAAAGACAUUCCUGUCAGUGGAGCUUUUCCACAUUUUCUCGCAGAUUGUAACCAUCAAGUUCGCAUUCUUGCUGCAAAGUCAAUUACCAGUUUGUUUCAAGAUGUAAAACAGAGAGAUUCUUCUGGAUUGUUGAUACCUCUUCCUUUGAAGAUCCAGCAAAAGGCUUUUGAGAAUGCCUAUCUCCAAGUUCAGGAAGGAAUGAGAAAUCGGGUACCGAAAUCUAGUCACUGUCCUGAAGUUCUUUUGGAUGAGCAGAGUAACAGGAAAGCAGUUUUGUUGAUGCUUAUUACUAUGGUUCUGUGCUGCAGUCCAGUAUGUGAAAAGCAAGCUUUGUUUGCUAUCUGCCAGUCUAUGAAAGAGAAUGGAUUAGAACCUCACCUUGUGAAAAAGGUUUUGAAGAAAGUAUCUGACAUUUUUGGCUAUAAAAAUGUAGAGGACUUCAUGACAUCACAUUUAGACUAUUUGAUAAUGGAAUGGCUGAAAAUAAAUGACAGUGGAUACAGCCUGUCUACUUUUCCAUAUGUUCUUCUGAACUGUACAAGUCUUGAGGAAUUCUACAGGUCUUGUUAUAAAGUUUUGGUUCCACAUCUGGUGAUUAGAAGUGAAUUUGAAGAUGUGAAAUCACUUGCCAACAUGAUUGAAAAAGACUGGAAGCAGGUUCUUGCAGACUGUUUUCCAAAGAUACUUGUGAAUAUCCUGCCGUAUUUUGCCUAUGAAAGCAAUGAGAAAGAGGAAGUAGCAGAGCAAAGAGACACAGCUUCUAAAGUCUACGACAUGCUUAAGGAUGAAAAUUGCUUAGGAAAACAGCAAAUUGACAGUUUAUCUCAUAGUAACUUACCAGAGAUUGUGGUUGAGCUGUUGAUGACCUUACAUGAACCACCUGGCACCAACACAGCAGAAGGAGCUCAUCUAAGUAAAUACAUAAGGGAACUGGAUCCUGCUCCUAAUCCUCCUCAUUUUCCAUCCUGCAUAAUUAAGACAACCUUGGACUAUAUCAGCAGUUGUCAUAAAGGCAAAUCACAAAGUCUCAUAGCAGUUCUUUCUAGAAACCCUGAUUCAUUCCAGAAAAUUCUUCUGGCCCUUUGUAAGCAAGCAUCAGAUACAAACAACGUGUACAAGAAACACAGAGUUCUUACAAUUUAUCACCUGUUCGUUAGUCUGUUACUUAAGGAGAUAAAGGAUGGUUUAGGAGGAGCAUGGGCUUUUGUCCUCCGAGAUGUAAUUUAUACCCUGAUACACCAUAUCAACAGCAGACCCAGUGUUAUCAGAGACGUAUCCAUGCGCAGCUUUUCACUCUGCUGUGACCUUCUUCAUCACGUUUGCCACACAGCGGUCACUUGUUGCAAUGAUGCCCUGGAGAGCCACCUUCCUGUUAUUGUAGGGACUCUCAUACCUCUUGCCGUGGACCAGCCUGAGAUUCAGGAACAGGUCCAUGGCUUGCUGAAGUACCUGGUGAUAGAUAAUAAGGAUAAUGAAAGUCUGUACCAAGCAAUCAAAUGUUUAGAUCCUUUUCCUGAAUAUUCUGCUUUUAAAGAUUUGCGAGCAACUCAGCAGAAGAUAAAAUACAGCAAAGGAGCAUAUUCUCUUUUGGAGGAAAUUAAUCACUUUCUCUCAGUUAGUGUCUGUGAUUCACUCCCCUUAACGCGGCUUGAAGGACUCUAUGAUUUACGCAAACAAUUGGAAAAAUAUAAGGAUCAGAUGAAGGAUCUCCUGAAAUACUGCCAGGAAAACCCAGAAGACUCUGCAAUAGUGAAGUUGGUGGUGAGUUUACUGCAGCUCUCCAAGAUGGCAAUUAACCAUACAGGGCAAAGAGCUGUGCUAGAGGCUGUUGGAAGUUGUUUGGGAGAAAUAGGUCCCAUGGAUUUCUCCACCAUAGCUCUUCAGCAUGCCGAAAAUGGCCUGGAUUCCAAGGCAGUGGACCUCCUUGAAGACAGAAAACAUCAGUGGGUCUUCGUAAUGUUAACUCAAAUAAAUACUGCUUUGACAGAUAAUUGUAUUGAUGUUAGAGCUGCUGCUGUUUCCUGUUUGAAAAACAUUUUAGCCACCAAGUCUGGCAGUGAAUUUUGGGAGAUAUAUAAAAACAAAGCGGAUCCCAUGUUAAUCUAUCUGCAGCCUUUCAGGAUGUCUAGGAAAAAGUUUUUUGCUGUGCCAACUAAUGAUACGGAGCCUCAUUCAGAAACUUUGGAUGACACAAAUCUUUGGGUUCCCCUGGGAGAAAGUCAUGAGACCUGGAUCAAGAGCCUGACUAGUUGCAUCCUGGGCAGCGGGGGUGUGCAGAGUGAGGUUCUGCAGUUAAUGAAGCCGCUGUGUGAGGUGAAAACAGACUUGUGUCGAACUUUGCUGCCAUACCUGAUUCAUGAUAUCCUCCUUCAAGACUCAAAUGAAUCUUGGCGAAAUCUUUUGUCAGUGCAAAUCCAGAAGUUUUUUACAGCCUGUUGUAAAUUUGCCUCAUCAUCCAGUAGAUCUACUACACCACCAAACUCCAGUUCAGAGCAAGAAAGCCAUCUUUUUAGAAGCUUGGAUAAAGUAUCUCGAAGAACCAUGCUUGCGGUUGUUGAUUACUUAAGAAGACAAAAGAGGUCUGUUUCAGGCACAGUUUUCGACGACAGCUUCUGGCUGGAUCUGAAUUACCUUGAGGUUGCCGCCGCAGCGCAGUCGUGCGCUGCUCACUUCACUGCCUUGCUCUAUGCAGAGAUCUAUGCAGACAAGAUAAACAGAGACAAAGAGCAGCAAAGGUCUUCUUUCAAAGCAGCUAAAAGUUUGACAUUUGAGGAAGAAAGUCAAAAAUCAACUAUUACUAUUCUGAAUGAAAAAAGUAAAGAAGAAACUGGCAUAAGUUUACAGGACCUUCUCAUGGACAUAUACAGAAGUAUAGGAGAACCUGACAGUCUCUAUGGCUGCGGUGGAGGAAGAAUGUUGCAGCCAUUAGCACGGAUAAGAACAUAUGAGCAUGAAGCAGUAUGGGGAAAAGCCCUGGUAACAUAUGACCUUGAGACAAGCCUCUCUCCAUCUACUCGCCAGGCAGGGAUAAUAGAGGCUUUGCAGAAUUUUGGGCUUUGCAAUACCCUUUCCACCUAUUUAAAAGGACUGGAACAUGAAAACACUGAAUGGAGCACAGAGCUGCAGGAAAUACACUUCCAGGCAGCAUGGAGGAACAUGCAGUGGGGCCACAUCUCUCCAGCCAAAAGUGAGACAGGAGGACCAGGGUACCAUGAAUCACUGUAUGAUGCUCUUCAGUCUUUACGAGAUAAGGAAUUCACUGCUUUCUAUGACAUUCUUAAAGAUGCCAGAGUGAAGGAAGUUGAAGAACUGUGUAAGGGCAGCCUCGAGUCUGUGUAUUCUUUAUAUCCAACUCUUUGCAGACUACAGAUAAUUGGAGAGCUGGAAAAUACUGGACAGCUGUUCUCCAGAUCUGUUACUACACAACAGCUGAAUGAUACUUAUGUGAAGUGGCAGAGGCAGUCGCUGCUUCUCCAGGACAGUGACUUCCGUUUCCAGGAACCUGUCAUGGCUCUGCGCUCGGUAGUUCUGGGGAUUUUGCUCGAAAAGGAGAAUGAAAACACUAAAAGAGAAUGCAUUAAGGACAUCCUCACAAAUCAUCUGGUGGAGCUCUCUAAAUUGGCAAGAGCUGCUAAAAAUACACAGCUUCCAGAGAGAGCUAUAUUUCAGAUCAAACAAUGCAAUCCAUCAAGAUAUGGGGUUUCCGAAUGGCAGUUGGAAGAGGCUGAAGUUUUCUGGGCUAAAAAGGAAGAGAGUCUUGCACUGAAUAUCCUUAAAGGGAUGAUAAGGAAGUUAGAUGCAGAUCAGUUUCAGGUUAAUAAAGAUCCUCAUCUCAGGCUGGUGUAUACGGAGUGUCUGAGGUUGUGUGGGACCUGGUUAGCAGAAACGUGCUUGGAAAACCCUACAGUCAUCAUGCAGAAAUACUUAGAGAAGGCUGUGGAGAUUGCUACGAGCUGCAGUGGAGAGGACAGUGAUGAGCUGAAGAAGGGAAGGAUGAAGGCUUUCCUCUCUCUGGCUCGCUUCUCCGAUAAUCAGUACCAACGAAUCGAGAACUACAUGAAGUCCUCGGAGUUUGAAAAUAAGCAGGCGCUCCUGAAGAAGGCCAAGGAGGAGGUUGGGCUCCUGCGGGAGCGCAGAGUUGAGACCAAUCGAUACACAGUGAAAGUUCAGCGAGAGCUUCAUUUGGAUGAAUGUGCCAUACAUGCCCUAACUGAGGAUCGUAAACGCUUCCUGUGUAAAGCAGUGGAGAACUAUAUCAGCUGUUUGCUAAGUGGAGAAGAGCAUGACAUGUGGAUAUUCCGACUCUGUUCCCUAUGGCUUGAAAAUUCUGGAGUCGAUAGAGUCAAUGAAAUGAUGCAGAAAAAUGCAGAGAAGAUUCCUUCCUACAAAUUUUUGCCUCUGAUGUAUCAGUUGGCUGCUCGAAUGGGAACCAAGAAGAUGGGUGGCCUAGGAUUUCGUGAAGUUCUGAAUAGUCUAAUAUCUAGAAUUUCACUGGAUCAUCCACAUCAUACUUUGUUUAUAAUACUGGCUUUGGCAAAUGCUAACAAGGAUGAACUCCUGACAAAACCACAAUCAAUAAGAAGAAAUAAAUUAAUUAAAAAUGCACCGAAAGAAAUCUCCCAGCUUGAUGUGGACCGAAUGGAGGCUGCCAGCAAUAUAAUCAAUAUUAUAAGAAGGAAGAGCCCUCGUAUGGUUAGAGAUGUUGAGGCACUUUGUGAUGCUUACAUCACCUUAGCAAACUUAGAUGCUACUCCAUGGAGAACUGAAAGAAAAGGGAUAAGAAUUCCAGCAGACCAGCCAAUUAUUAAACUGAAGAACUUGGAGGAUGUUGUUGUUCCCACCAUGGAAAUUAAGGUGGAUCCCAUGGGAGUCUAUGAAAAUAUAGUGACAAUAAGGUCUUUUAAGCCAGAAUUUCGCUUAGCAGGAGGUGUGAAUCUGCCUAAAAUAAUAGACUGUGUAGGAUCGGACGGUAAAGAAAGGAGGCAACUGGUGAAGGGACGUGAUGACCUGCGACAAGAUGCUGUCAUGCAGCAGGUUUUCCAGAUGUGCAAUACGUUGCUGCAGGAAAACACUGAAACGCGAACAAGAAAAUUAACCAUUCGGAGAUACAAGGUGGUUCCCUUCUCCCAGAGAAGCGGCCUUCUCGAGUGGUGCUCCGGCACGACGCCCAUCGGAGAGUUCCUGGUGGGCAGCGCGGGAGCUCACCAGAGAUACAGGCCGAAGGACUUCUCCAUUUCCGACUGUCAGAAGCUAAUGAUGGAUGCACAAAAGAAACAUUCUGACGAGAAAUACAGUAUCUUUAUGAAAGUCUGCGAGAAUUUUCAGCCCGUGUUCCGUUAUUUCUGCAUGGAGAAGUUCCUGGACCCAGCGGUGUGGUUUGAGAAGCGGCUGGCCUACACCCGCAGCGUGGCCACGUCCUCCAUAGUUGGCUAUAUACUUGGACUUGGAGACAGGCACGUUCAGAAUAUUCUGAUAGAUGAACAAACUGCAGAACUGGUGCAUAUAGAUCUGGGGGUUGCUUUUGAGCAAGGUAAAAUCCUUCCCACUCCAGAGACGGUUCCGUUUCGACUAACGAGGGACAUUGUGGAUGGGAUGGGUAUCACUGGCGUGGAGGGGGUCUUCAGGAGGUGCUGUGAGAAAACAAUGGAUGUUAUGAGGAAUUCACAAGAAGCUCUGCUGACUAUCGUAGAGGUGCUGCUCUACGAUCCUCUGUUUGACUGGACCAUGAACCCUCUGAAGGCUCUGUACCUGCAGCAGAGGACAGAGGACGAGGCCGACAUCAGUUCUACGCUCAAUGCUGAUCCACAGGAAUGUAACAGAACAGCCAGCGAUGAUCAGAAUUUUAACAAAGUGGCCGAGCGUGUCCUGAUGAGGCUUCAGGAGAAGCUGAAAGGUGUCGAAGAGGGAACAGUGCUCAGCGUGGGAGGGCAGGUGAACCUCCUCAUUCAGCAGGCCAUGGACCCUAAAAACCUCAGCCAACUUUUUCCGGGAUGGAGAGCCUGGGUGUAACUCUAAAGGAUCUCAUCUGUUUUCAGAAGA
Messenger RNA from Tinamus guttatus (white-throated tinamou), 8820 nucleotides. NCBI's taxonomy places the organism in Eukaryota, Metazoa, Chordata, Aves, Tinamiformes, Tinamidae. The record is from RefSeq and is a predicted model, not a curated record.